AUGGGACUAAAGAGAAGAAGCAGGCUUCAGUGGCGGCAAGCCGCCCUGAACAUGGAUCAACAUGCCAAAGCCACAACGGCCCGUCCCCAGCCAACAUCCUAUUUUUCAGUUCUUUUUUUUCUUUUUUUAAUUCUUCCAUUUAGCCCCCCGCCCUCCACCAAUUCCCUAUUAUUUUCGCGAAAUCUUAUCUCCCCUUUAGCGCCGUCUCCCACAUUUCAGCGCUCUUCCCACAGAAACCCUUAUCUUUCUUCUUAUUCUCUCUUAUUUUGUUUUCACUUAACUCUUUCCCAUUACCGACUCUCUCUGUUUUUAGCAAAUAUUCGUUCUUUUUUUUCUUUCUUUACUUUUAACAACUUCUCCCUCAAUAAUAUUUGUUAUAUCUUACUCUCUCACUCUCUCUUUAUUAUUUGUUCCUCUCUCUUUACUAUUAAUUUUACUCUCUCUCUCCCUCUCUAUCUCUGA
Molecule: messenger RNA, 462 nt
Organism: Acanthosepion pharaonis
Lineage: Eukaryota; Metazoa; Mollusca; Cephalopoda; Sepiida; Sepiidae
Source: the annotation of a GenBank genome assembly